CGUCUAUCCCUUUUUAAACUCUCAUCUUCUUCACGUUUAUUGCUCGUACCAUGCUCAUCCACAUCAACAAGGAUCCAUCCCACUCCACUACUCUCUGCUUUCCAUAAACUUGGAUCCUCUAUCUUUCACAACUUUAAGCUUACCCAAUUCCAGGUUUUGAAGUCUGAGUCAUGGCGGAGGAUCUGGACAAACCAUUGCUUGAUCCUGAGAAUUUCAACCGAGAAGGCAUUGAUCUGGAACGGAUACCGUUGGAAGAAGUUUUUGAACAACUGAGAACAUCACGCGGAGGACUUUCAUCUGAAGAUGCUGAGGCCCGCUUGAUAAUUUUUGGCCCAAACAAGCUUGAAGAAAAGCCUGAGAACAAAUUUUUGAAAUUUCUUAGUUUUAUGUGGAAUCCCUUGUCAUGGGUUAUGGAAGCUGCAGCUGUGAUGGCGAUCGUACUUGCUAACGGUGGAGGGGAAGGUCCUGACUGGCAGGACUUUGUGGGGAUCCUCUGUCUAUUGAUUAUCAAUUCAACAAUUAGUUUUAUAGAGGAAAAUAAUGCUGGGAAUGCAGCAGCAGCACUUAUGGCCCGUUUAGCUCCAAAAACAAAGGUUCUCAGAGAUGGGCACUGGCAAGAGCAAGAUGCAGCUAUUCUUGUUCCAGGAGAUAUUAUUAGCAUAAAGCUCGGUGAUAUCAUCCCUGCAGAUGCUCGCCUACUUGAAGGAGACCCACUAAAGAUUGACCAGUCAGCUCUUACUGGAGAAUCCCUACCCGUCACCAAAAGAACAGGUGAUGAAGUUUUUUCUGGUUCAACAUGUAAACAUGGAGAGAUUGAAGCUGUGGUGAUAGCAACUGGAGUUCAUUCUUUCUUUGGAAAAGCAGCACAUUUAGUUGAUUCCACUGAAGUUAUUGGACAUUUCCAGAAGGUUCUUACCUCUAUCGGAAACUUCUGCAUUUGCUCUAUAGCUGUGGGAAUGAUUCUUGAAAUCAUUGUCAUGUUCCCUAUACAGCACCGAUCAUACCGGAAUGGUAUCAACAACCUUCUUGUGCUCUUAAUUGGAGGAAUACCCAUAGCUAUGCCUACGGUGUUAUCUGUUACACUUGCUAUUGGUUCACAUCGACUAUCUCAACAGGGUGCCAUUACAAAAAGAAUGACUGCAAUUGAAGAAAUGGCUGGAAUGGAUGUCCUCUGCAGUGAUAAAACUGGAACUCUUACUCUGAAUCGCCUCACUGUUGAUCGAAACCUUAUUGAGGUUUUUGCCAAAGAUAUGGACAAAGACACAGUUGUCUUGCUUGCAGCCAGAGCAUCAAGACUGGAAAAUCAGGAUGCCAUUGAUACAGCCAUCAUUAACAUGCUUGCUGAUCCAAAGGAGGCACGUGCAAACAUCACAGAAGUGCAUUUUCUGCCUUUCAAUCCUGUGGACAAGCGUACUGCAAUUACUUACAUUGAUUCUAAUGGUAACUGGAUUCGGGCCAGCAAAGGAGCUCCUGAACAGAUUCUAAAUCUCUGCCAAGAGAAAGAAGAAAUUGCUGGAAAAGUCCAUGCCAUUAUUGACAAGUUUGCUGAAAGGGGUUUACGAUCUCUUGGGGUUGCAUAUCAGGAGGUUCCAGAACAAACUAAGGAAAGUCCUGGAGGUCCUUGGACAUUUUGUGGGUUGUUGCCCUUGUUUGAUCCUCCAAGACAUGACAGUGCUGAGACCAUCCGCAGGGCACUUAACCUUGGGGUUUGUGUUAAGAUGAUUACAGGUGAUCAGUUGGCAAUCGCAAAGGAGACAGGUCGUAGACUAGGAAUGGGAACAAACAUGUACCCCUCUUCAUCAUUGUUGGGACGUGAGAAAGAUGAAAGUGAAGUUCUUCCAGUGGAUGAGCUUAUUGAAAAGGCUGAUGGGUUCGCUGGUGUAUUCCCUGAACAUAAGUACGAAAUUGUGAGAAUUCUACAAGAAAAGAAGCAUGUGUGUGGAAUGACUGGAGAUGGCGUGAAUGAUGCACCUGCGCUGAAGAAAGCAGAUAUUGGAAUAGCUGUGGCGGAUGCUACAGAUGCUGCAAGGAGUGCUGCUGAUAUUGUCUUAACAGAACCUGGUUUAAGUGUGAUUAUCAGUGCUGUCUUAACUAGCCGAGCUAUAUUCCAGAGAAUGAAGAAUUAUACAAUAUAUGCCGUCUCUAUAACCAUAAGGAUUGUGCUUGGUUUUGUGCUCCUAGCAUUGAUCUGGGAAUAUGACUUCCCACCAUUCAUGGUUCUGAUUAUUGCUAUACUAAAUGAUGGGACCAUCAUGACCAUUUCCAAAGAUCGGGUCAAGCCAUCUCCAAAACCAGACAGUUGGAAGCUCAAUGAAAUAUUUGCAACUGGCGUUGUCAUUGGCACUUAUCUUGCUUUAGUUACUGUCUUAUUUUACUGGGUUAUAGAUGGUACCACUUUCUUUCAGACCCACUUCCAUGUGAGUACCCUAAAGAGUACUGAGGAGAUCUCAUCUGCUAUAUAUCUGCAAGUCAGCAUUAUCAGCCAGGCUCUCAUAUUUGUUACACGCAGUCAAAGUUGGUCAUUUAUGGAAAGGCCUGGGGCUCUUUUGAUGUGUGCAUUUGUGGUGGCUCAACUGGUGGCUACAUUGAUUGCAGUCUAUGCAGAGAUUAGUUUUGCUUCAAUUAGUGGCAUUGGCUGGGGAUGGGCAGGUGUCAUAUGGUUAUAUAGCGUGAUCUUCUAUGUACCCCUUGACGUUAUCAAGUUUACAGUUCGCUAUGCUUUGAGUGGUGAAGCCUGGAAUCUCUUGUUCGAUAGGAAGACAGCUUUUACUUCUAAGAAGGAUUAUGGGAAGGAAGAUAGAGAGGCUAAGUGGGUACUUUCUCAAAGAACCAUACAAGGAUUGAUGUCUUCAGAGCUUGAGGUCAACGGCAGGCGGUCUUCUCUGAUUGCUGAACAGGCCAGGAGGCGUGCAGAAAUAGCCAGGCUGGGAGAGAUACACACAUUGAGGGGACAUGUAGAAUCAGUGGUGAGGCUUAAGAAUUUGGACAUCAAUGUGAUCCAGGCAGCUCAUACGGUAUGAAGGCAUGAUGUGAAGAUUGUAUCAUGCAAUUUUCCAGGAAACAGAGACUUUGCAGCAGCCAUUUACGUGAUUAGUCUUGGCUAUAAUCUGCAAGAUGCGUUGAUCUUUUUGUUGUCAACUGGAAAUGAUGUAGGUAAUCUGUGCGGUUAUGUUUCAUCAAUUGUUUUGGACUCCAAAGGUCAGGGAUGCCUCUAGAGGGUCUUCUGCUAAUAAUUCGUGUCAUUCCUUAGUAUGUAUUACAUUUUUUGAGAGGUGGAAAUUCUAGUUUCUGUUUGCAGAGAUCUUUGUGUGAUGUUUGGACCAUUGCGAGAGUAAUAAAGCUACCAACAUGGUGGAAACUCCUAUUUACCAGAUUCA
Molecule: messenger RNA, 3377 nt
Organism: Vitis riparia (riverbank grape)
Lineage: Eukaryota; Viridiplantae; Streptophyta; Magnoliopsida; Vitales; Vitaceae
Product: ATPase 10, plasma membrane-type
Exons: 22
Coding region: 171-3020 (949 amino acids)
Biological process (GO): regulation of intracellular pH; proton export across plasma membrane
Cellular component (GO): plasma membrane
Molecular function (GO): P-type proton-exporting transporter activity; ATP hydrolysis activity; ATP binding
Source: RefSeq, a predicted model, not a curated record